This is a messenger RNA of Panicum virgatum (switchgrass), 891 nucleotides long. RefSeq names its product auxin-responsive protein IAA33-like. The coding region runs from base 219 to 701 and encodes 160 amino acids. The transcript is spliced from 2 exons. The record is from RefSeq and is a predicted model, not a curated record. Lineage: Eukaryota; Viridiplantae; Streptophyta; Magnoliopsida; Poales; Poaceae. Gene Ontology annotation, biological process: regulation of DNA-templated transcription. Gene Ontology annotation, molecular function: protein binding. Gene Ontology annotation, cellular component: nucleus.
GAAGGUCACUGCGAGUUGUAAACCCAGUCCACACUCCACCUCCUAUAAAUCCUCACCCGCUGCAGCCGGGGAAAAACACAACGAACCAUCGAGAGGAAAGUGCUCUCACUUCCUCCACUUCCCAGACCUUCUCUCCCCAAAACCCCUCCUCCUCUACCUCUUUCCAUCUCGACCGGUGAGCUCAGAGGCCUCGCCGUCCGAUCCUCGUCCUCUCCGCGAUGAGCACUAGCGGCGGCGGCGCUGCCAGCGCCAGCUUCGAGCAGCACGCGAAGCGGCGUCCCCCGGCGUCGUCGGGGCCGUCGCAGCAGCAGCAGCAGCAUCGGAAGCUGCUGAGGCUGUCGGUGCAGGACGGCGACGACGACGUCGCCGCGGGCGUCGUGCCGCCGGUCACCGUGGUCCUGGACGGGCGCUGCAUCUGCCACCGCGUCCACCUCAACCGGCACACCGGGUACCGCAGCCUCGCGGGCGCGCUCCGCCGCCUGUUCGUCGACACGGACGACGACCUCGGCGAGGACGGCCUCGACCUCGCCAAUGCCAUCCCGGGCCACGUCGUGGCGUACGAGGACAUGGAGGACGACCUCCUCCUCGCCGGCGAUCUCAAGUGGAACGAUUUCGUUCGCGUGGCUAAAAGGAUCCGGAUUAUUCCUGCCAAGAAGUCAAGCAGGACGAAGAAAUGCGGAGGAGGAGGUCUAGACAAUUGAUCGCUGCACUUUUUACAAAACAUAACAUGUAAUUAUCUACUAUGUCUGCUAGCUUUCUCGAUAAAGUGGGUCACUUCUCGUUUACUGCUUGUUCGUCUUUUAGUGUUGUUGUUAAAGACCUAAAGCAAAGGAUCAAGUCCGUGUCGGCCUCCCGCUCGAGUCAAUGAUAGUUGAUGUGUUUGUUCGCUAA